CCUCUUUUCGCUGUGUAACACUUCCUAGUAAUUUGGAAAGGAAGGAAAAUUAGAAAAGAAAGAAAGAUGUGUCCGUCUGGCAGAAGUAUAGCAUCAAACACAAAAACGGCGUCGUCGGGGCUACAUUUCAGGACAGCAUUCGAUGUUCUUGAUGCAGACCGCGAUGGCAAGAUUAGCAAAGAAGAUCUUCGAAUGUUUUACGCUGGAAUACAGAACGGCGGCGUCGGAGAUGAUGGCGAUGAUGAUGUUAUAGGGUCCAUGAUGUCCGUAGCUGACUUUAACAAGGAUGGUUUCGUGGAGUACGAUGAAUUUGAGCGUGUUUUGGACGGUAAUGAUGUCAAUAAAAAGAAAAGGAGUUGCUGCAAUGGAGUUUUGGAAGAUGUUUUUAAGGUUAUGGAUAAAGAUGGGGAUGGGAAAUUAAGUCAUGAUGAUUUGAAAAGUUAUAUGCAAUUAGCUGGUUUUGAUGCUAAUGACGAAGAUAUUAAGGCUAUGAUUAAGUUAGGUUCUAGUAGUGGCGGCAAUAAAAAAGAUUGUGUAUCUUUUGAUGAUUUGAUUAAGAUUUUGUGUUUUGAUCUUUAAUUUUGUAUGGUCGAUUUAUUUGCAACAAGUCUUUGGUCUUUCUGUAAUUUGCUCCGUCUACUUCUUGUUUUUAUUCUCUUUUUAUUUAGUCAAUAAUGGACGGAUGCUAUUUAUUAAGAUGAACAGUAUUAUGUUCUUUUGAAUGAAGAAUUAAAUUGAAGAUUGUUUUAUGGUA
Ricinus communis (castor bean) is the source of this 754-nucleotide messenger RNA. Its product is annotated as calcium-binding protein CP1. NCBI's taxonomy places the organism in Eukaryota, Viridiplantae, Streptophyta, Magnoliopsida, Malpighiales, Euphorbiaceae. The coding region runs from base 67 to 579 and encodes 170 amino acids. The transcript has a single exon. Gene Ontology annotation, molecular function: calcium ion binding; enzyme regulator activity. The record is from RefSeq and is a predicted model, not a curated record.